AUGAGCUCUACAAUGUCUAUCGUAGCCAUGUCUAAUGCAGACUCCUUUCAUAAAAUGAAGAAUAUCUAUCACUUUUCCUCUUUCUCGUACAAGAGUGCAAUGGUAGUCGACGCGAGAAUGAGUUCAAAGCCUAAAAUAUUUGAGAUACUUACGCAAAGCAAUAUACACAUUCUUGGCAUAGAUUUUAAAAUCGCCUCUUUGCCUAUGCUAAACACCCUAUGGAUGAUCCUCAUUUACCUACUUUGGAAAUCUAUUAUUCGAAGGAACGACAUAGAGAAAACGGUAAGCAAACCAUGGUUCCCUGUUUCUUACCUUCAUCGUUAG
This is a messenger RNA of Lindgomyces ingoldianus, 324 nucleotides long. RefSeq lists its product as uncharacterized. The coding region runs from base 1 to 324 and encodes 107 amino acids. The record is from RefSeq and is a predicted model, not a curated record. The transcript has 4 exons. Lineage: Eukaryota; Fungi; Ascomycota; Dothideomycetes; Pleosporales; Lindgomycetaceae.